This is a messenger RNA of Lactuca virosa, 1711 nucleotides long. The record is from the annotation of a GenBank genome assembly. Lineage: Eukaryota; Viridiplantae; Streptophyta; Magnoliopsida; Asterales; Asteraceae.
CGGUCAUUUUAUCCCCACACGUGCAGGUAAUCGAUCCUUCGGGUUUCUUCCUUCCACCGUUCCUUAUCCAAACCUUCUGUUGUUUUUCCUCUGCUUCCCGAUCCUUCCACUCUUCCACACACAAAUCGAACUCAUAGGAGUUCUGAGUUGUCGAUUCUUCUAUUAUACCACCGAAGAGUGCAGUCGAUCGAUCGCUGAGUUCGCUUCUAUCGCUCCGCCACAACCGACGCCGCCGACUCCGGCUCCGCCACAGAACACUCCGAUGAGUCUGCCUCCACCACUGGAGAGGUCGGCGAGCCCUAAUUUCGUGCAGGUCUACUUCGACCCCGGCCACAUCCACACUCAUCUUAUCGACGUUACCCCAUCAACUUCCAGGGCCUCAGACCAUUCUUCUUCACGCUUCCACUGCCUUUAUUGUUACGCUACCCCGUUUUCCCUCUUUCAAUUUCGAUUCAUUUUUCGUGUUUCAUAUACUUAUGCCUCCUCGAUCUCCCAAUCAGUUGUUUACAGAUUUCAUUACACCCACCAAACCUCACAGCCGAUGCCCUCCAAACAACCUGCUCUGUCGCCUUCUUGUGUAACCCAGUUCGAAACAGAGGAGAUAUUAAAGAUGUAUCUAUUAUAAGGUAUAAUAGAUUAUACAAGUAACCGACUUUGGCUGAAGGAACCCUACCAUCACCAGCAUGUGUGAAGUAACCGACUUUCAAUUUCUCAUAGUUGUGUGUUUAUUAUUAUGUUCAGGUUUUGUUGGAUUAAUCGGGUAUUGUUGGAUAGGGAGCAUGUGUGAAGGUAGGAAUCGAGUUGGCUUAAGGGUCUUUUGAAGUAAACUGAUGCUUUGUUUUUCUGUCCAUAGGAUUCUGUGAACAGAAACCACUAUCUUGGAGAGUACAAAGGACAACUCAGAUUCCAAGCGUCAAGGAUUUUUUUUUGGUUUUAAAGAGUUCAUCACUGCUAUGCAGGUAUGUCUUAUUUCUUCUUUUCUUUUCUAACGUUGAGAACUAAAAUCAUGAAUGGUGAUCGUGGGAGGUGUCAAUGGAACUGCAAGUAUGAAUUCUAUCCUGGAACUUCCAAUUAUAACAAUUAUAGAAUACUAUGUCAUUCAGAGUAAAGAAAGGCAGACAUGGCAUUCUUAUAAAAUUUUGCUGUCACCGGCUUCUGAUUGGUGUCCUGCUUCUUUGCACACCAAUCUUAUUUUCUUAAUUUGGCUUGUAAAGUUUGGUUUCGCCAAGGCACAUAUGGCACUUAGUGGAAUAAGAAGGGAACUCAAUGCUGCACUAAAGAAGUCAUAAGGAUUAAAGUGUAUUGCACAUGGAUGAGGGGAACACAUACCAAUAAUUUACCUCUGAGAUUUGAAGCCUUUCAUAAUCAAUAUCAUGAAGUAAUUUAGCCAGAAAUAGACAUGCAAUAGAUGGUUGCCCAAAUGUAUAGAAUUCAAUUGCUAAAAGGUACCAGAUGGUUAUUCCCAUGUAUGGCACCCAUAAAUUUGUGAUGUCAAACACCUGGUGGCUGGAUCACUUUAAUACAUUGUGGAGCAUAUAUCUAUAAUUCAUUUCCAUUCACUUUGUGAGAUUUAACUACAAAUCGUGAAUAUAGUUACCGCCUUCAAUUAGAUUACAAUUUUUUUCCUUGAUGUUUGGUAAAUUCAUGAAUCAUGUGUUUAGGGUAUCGAUCUGUUUUGUUAUCAUUAACAGUUUUGAGACUAAACUACCCC